AUGGCCACCGUCCGCUCUCUCGACUCGACCAAAUCCCGCACCAUGUCGAACGAAGGCGUCGGUCCCGCAAAGCAAGAGCUCCGCUCAAAGGUGUUGGCCGUCGGAGGGAUCGCUGGGACGUACGAGGAGCUCACUGGACACAAGCAGGAGCUGAAGGUGUCGAUGUCGGUUUGGGCUCUUCUCGGUCUCGCGUUCGCCAACAUGGCGCCCUCAACAGCUAUCAACGGCUCUCUCGGAACGGCGCUCCUCUCGGGCGGACCUGUCGCCUCGCUCUGGGGCUGGCUUGCCGUCGCCCUCAUCUCGGUCUGUAUCGCGCUGAGUCUCGCGGAGCUCUGCUCGGCGUGGCCUCACGCAGCAGGACAGGCGCUGUGGUCCUUCCAACUCGCGCCGCCUCGAUGGGCGCCGUUCCUCUCGUAUUGGACCGCCUGGUGGAACAUCGCCGGUGGAUGGGCCUUGAUUGCUGCAGGAGCGUACAUUCUCUCGGCCGGAUGCCUCGGUCUCGCCGCCGCCUACCACCCCGACUACGUCGAGCAGCCGUGGCACCUCGUCGUCUGCUUCCUCUUCUCGCUCUUCUUGUUCUUCCUCUACAUGGUUCGCAUCCUUGACCGCUGCACGACCAGCUUUGCCAUCAUCAACAUCUCGACUGUCGUCGCGACCAUUGUUGCCCUUGCGGCUUGUGCACCGGUCAAGGCCAAGCCCUCGUUCGUCUUCGGAGGCUUCUACAACGGGACCGGCUGGUCGAACGGCGGCCUCGUCUUCCUCCUCGGCUUGCUGCAGAGCUCCUUCACCAUCAUCGGCUACGACGCUGCCACCCACCUCUGCGAGGAGGCUGUGGACGCCGGUCGCCUUGCACCCAUCGCGGUCGUAGGCGGGACCGUGAUUGUCGGCAUUGUCGGGUUCUGCUACAUCAUCGCCCUCCUCUUCGCCAUCGCCGACAUCGACACCGUCGUCUCCUCCCCUCUUCCCAUCAUCCAGAUUCUCUCCGACUCGUUCGGCUUGCGUGGUGCGACAGCUGCCUUCGUCUUCAACCUCCUCAUUCUUGCGUUCGCCUGCAUCGGCAUCGUUUGCGCCUCGUCCCGCGCCGUUUGGUCCAUGAGCCGUGACCGUGGUUUCCCUGGCAGCCUCUUCUUCGGCAAGGUCUCCAAGACGUUCGUCGUCCCCGUCAACGCCCUCCUCCUGCAAGUGACGGUUCCCGCCAUCCUCGGGCUCAUCUACUUGGGGAGCAAUGUUGUGUUCUUCGCCUUCUUUCAGUUGACGACCAUCGGCUACCUGAUCUCGUACUUUAUCCCCAUCGCGCUCAUUUUCUUCCGCGGGCGCCACCUCCUCCCUCCAGCGUACUGGCGCAUGCCCGACGGCCUCGCGCGCUUCUGCAACAUCGUCGCGCUCCUCUACAUCCCCUUCAUCUGCGUCCUCUUCUGCAUCCCCAACUUCUACCCCGUUACGUCGACCAACAUGAACUACACGAGCGCCAUCGCCGCCGUGGCAAUCCUCAUCGGCACGAUCGGAUGGUACGUCGAGGUCCGGCGGCAUUACAAGGGACCGGCGUCGCAGGCGCCGCAUCUCGAGGAGACGGCCGCGGCGGUUUGA
Molecule: messenger RNA, 1587 nt
Organism: Rhodotorula toruloides NP11
Lineage: Eukaryota; Fungi; Basidiomycota; Microbotryomycetes; Sporidiobolales; Sporidiobolaceae
Product: choline transporter
Exons: 8
Coding region: 1-1587 (528 amino acids)
Biological process (GO): transmembrane transport; amino acid transport
Cellular component (GO): membrane
Molecular function (GO): transmembrane transporter activity
Source: RefSeq, a predicted model, not a curated record